AUGAAAAGGGAGUUAAAUGAGGUUUAUUAUGGUGGCAACAAAGAAGAUGUGCAUGGAUUUGAGAAUAUUAAUAUGGUGCCUACUGAUUUUGAUCCUAUGGAUGAUACAGAUAUUUGGUUAAAUGGAAAUUUCUCUAAUGAUUUUACUUCUCUUCAAGAUUUUCCAUGCAUGUCUUCUUCAUCAUCAACUUCCAAUUCCCUUCCUACUGAACAAUCUGAUCCAUCUUCAAGUUGGGCUGUUCAAAAAUCUGAUGCUGAUGAGCAAGAUUUCGACACAAUUAGUGAUCAAGAAUGUCUAAAUGUGAUGGAUUUAAUCGACGGGGAUCAUGAAUUUCUUGACCCUAUGAUCUCUUUUUUGAAUCAACAACAAAAAGAACAAGCAAAUGAUGAGCAAGUGUCUAUUUUUCAAGGGGAUAGUGAACUUGCACUAAUGUUUUUGGAUUGGUUAAAGCAAAACAAAGAUAACAUUUCUGCUGAAGAUAUGAGGAGUAUUAAGCUUAAACGUUCGACAAUUGAGAGCGCGUCGAAACGAUUGGGAAGUACUAAAGAAGGGAAAAAACAGUUGUUGAGACUCAUUCUUGAUUGGGUUGAACAACACAGGUUCCAAAAGAAACAAAUGAGAGAGGAACAGAGUAUCCAAAACUCUGCCCCUUUUAACUUUACUAAUCCAAAUGCUUGCUUUUAUAAUGCCUCGUUCACCGAUUCAUCCUCUGUAAUGACAGGGCCAGUACAGGGGUACUUUGGUGAUCUGAAUUCUAAUGGAUCUUUAUUCGUGCCUCCGUAUAAUCAAACAACGAGUGGAAGUUCAACUUCUCAGUCGCAAUUUACAAUGGCGAACGCUGCUCAAUACAAUCGAUUUCCUGAGAAUGAUAUUACGAAUAAUGUUGCUAUACCUGAUCAGCCUUUAUUCAGUGCUCAAUAUGAUCAGUACCAAAUUUUCGAUGGGAACGGUGAGAGAUUGGCAAGGUUGGGCACUUGUGCUACUAAAGAAGCCAGGAAGAUCAGAAUGGCUAGGCAGAGACGAGUACCAUUGCAUCAUUAUCGUCAUCAGACUCAGAAUCAAAGACAAAUUAGUAAUGAGAAAAGUGUAAUGAUGGGUAGAAAGAUUAAUAAUUGUGCAAUAUCUCAAGCUAACAAUCCAGGAACUUGGGUAUAUUGGCCUUGUGCUGCUGCUGCUCCGCCAAUCGCCAUGGUACCAUUGGCUGAUACUCCGCAAUCACUUCCUAUGGAGAGGUCACCCGUGCAAUCACAGAAACAUCAGAAACAUGGUUCCACAGACAAAAGACAGGCUUGCAAAACAGAGAAGAAUCUCAAAUUUCUCAUGCAAAAAGUGCUGAAGCAAAGUGAUGUUGGCCAUCUAGGAAGAAUUGUGUUACCAAAGAAAGAAGCAGAAAGUCAUCUCCCGCAACUUGAAACAAGAGACGGAAUCUCAAUUGCCAUGGAAGACAUUGGGACUUCUCGUGUUUGGAACAUGAAAUAUAGAUUUUGGCCAAAUAACAAAAGCAGGAUGUACCUUCUUGAGAACACAGGUGAUUUUGUCGUAGCUAAUGGACUUCAAGAAGGUGAUUUCAUAGUAAUAUACGCGGACAUGAAGUGUGGCAAAUAUUUGAUACGAGGGGUAAAAGUGAGGCCGAAUGGAGCAAAAUCAGACGGCAAUCAGCCAGCAAAGAAAAUUGUUCGUAAAAUAGCUGCUGUUGCGUCAUCUCCAUUUGCACAAGCUGUUGGAUAG
Messenger RNA from Solanum pennellii, 1728 nucleotides. RefSeq names its product B3 domain-containing transcription factor ABI3-like. Gene Ontology annotation, molecular function: DNA-binding transcription factor activity; DNA binding. The transcript has 6 exons. The coding region runs from base 1 to 1728 and encodes 575 amino acids. NCBI's taxonomy places the organism in Eukaryota, Viridiplantae, Streptophyta, Magnoliopsida, Solanales, Solanaceae. The record is from RefSeq and is a predicted model, not a curated record.